This is a messenger RNA of Pogona vitticeps (central bearded dragon), 1313 nucleotides long. RefSeq lists its product as uncharacterized. Gene Ontology annotation, biological process: regulation of toll-like receptor signaling pathway. NCBI's taxonomy places the organism in Eukaryota, Metazoa, Chordata, Lepidosauria, Squamata, Agamidae. The record is from RefSeq and is a predicted model, not a curated record.
CAUGAACGCAAUAUUUUCCACUAGGCGUGACUUCCGUAUCAGACAUAUUAAAACAAGAACCAAGACAUUGAAAGAAGCAAGACAUUGGAAAGGUCUUGCAGAACGAGGAACCAAGAAUGCCUUCGAUCCAGCUUUGCUGCCAUUUUCAAAGCUGAUUUUACUCUUCCCUGCUUGCAAAGGAAACCUUCUCAACAUUACCCGCUUAGGCAGUCUCCAUCUGAUCCAAGAUGCUGGCAGAAAGCUUCCUUACCAGCAUUGCCUACAAAGCUGAAUUGCAAGCAUCUCAUAAGUGCCAGGGCUUAGAAGCCAUAGAAGCAGAAUCCUGGAGGAAUCCGUUGGAAGAGGCGGAAGGCAAGGGAGAUUUCCGUACAGAAUCUGAGAAGAAAGCCUUUACAAAGAUGCCGGUACCCAGUCCUGACCGUCAGGUAUCUGUGCAAAAGCCAUUGCCGACCAAAAGAUUCAACCACAUCCCUCCAUCAGCUCCUCGGCAUAUCCCGAUGAAAGAGCAACUCUGUGAAAAAGGGCUGGAUCUCUAUCGAUCCUGGUCUGGCCAAAGCCUUUAUCAGAACUAUCCGGAUCUCCACAUUGGCGGCGAUCACAUUGCUUACCAUACCUGCGAUUCGGGUUGCGUCAUGGACCAGGGGUGUAAUGAACCAUCCACUGGCCCUGUUCUGUGGUCCAGAGACAUCCUGUCCCAAUAUUCCUCUGUCAACGAACCUCUGCAGAGGUUGAAGGCCAUCAAGUUGAGCCAUGGUGACGAAUGUGGAGAAAGAACCGUCACCCUCCAUAAAGAGCCCUUGUCUAACUCCAUGAUCAACAACUACAUGGAGAGCAAAGUCCAAGAACUUUAUAAGCUGGUUUUGGAAGAGAAGCUGACCCAGUGCGGCCACCACUCCCUGGUCUCCAAUUGGCUGGUGAAUAAUAUCGGCGAGCUGUCUCUGGAUCCGCACGGCGGAGCCUCCAAAGCUCUCCUGCAAUCUCUCGCUGCCUUUGGCCUGCAGAACACGAGCGGUGGGCAAAGCAGUGAAUUCGCCACUCCGAAUUUACAAAUCUCGCCUCCACUUUGCAAAAGGAAAUUAUCUGCGGUGCAUUCUGCAUUGUGAUGGAAAAGGAAAAGAGGGGGUGGUGGAAGACUUUGGAGUCCGUUCCUCUGUAAAGCGUCACAGACUCUUGUUGCAAAGCCAGUGUGAAGCUAAGGUCCCUGGUCCUUUUGAUAUCUGGUUCUGAGUCUUCAACAAUCAUCUUGGAACUGCAGAAGCUGGACAGGACCUUAUGGAUCAUCAAGUCCAGCUCCUGUCAGGGAAGCACAGGGG